AUGUCCGACUACACCCAACCCCCCAACACCAAUGCUGCCCGCCACGGCGAAGACAGCAAAAUCAACCCGCCUUCAUCUCACCAGGCCCUCCCCAACCACCGUGCCCAAGCGCUCCAAUCCGCAUCGCCCGACCUCCGCGCCUGGGCCGAAGCAAAACAAAUGCACAACCCCGGCCAAGACGGGUCCUUCGCCACGGGCCAGAUAUCCAUGGGCACCGGCGCCGUGUCCGGGGGUCCCGUGUUUCUGCCUCGCCGGGAUGACACACCGUUGCCGCCCGAUGAGCUGUUGGGCUUGAAAGGAACCGCGUUCCAUGUGGGAAGUGACGCGGAGAAAGCGAAGAAGGAGCAGAAGGAGAGGGAGAAGACGGAGCGUAGGGGGAUCUUUGGUCAACAUGGGAAGGAGGAGGGGGAGCAUGCUGGGGGUGAUGGGAAGAGGGGGAGUUUGGCGGGGUUGUUCCAUCAUCAUCAGCAUGAAAAGGAUGCCGGGGGGAAAGAGGCUGGGAAGGGUGCAGAUAGCGACACCGUUCGGUAG
Messenger RNA from Letharia columbiana, 531 nucleotides. RefSeq lists its product as uncharacterized. The record is from RefSeq and is a predicted model, not a curated record. Lineage: Eukaryota; Fungi; Ascomycota; Lecanoromycetes; Lecanorales; Parmeliaceae. Bases 1 to 531 code for a protein of 176 amino acids. The transcript has a single exon.